AUGAUAACCUUCCCCACCAACGCAACCUGCGGUGAGGUGAACGUGUUCUACACCGGACUUACCGCGUACCAUCCACUUGUCCUCUCUAGAGGUUUUGAUCCGGUUCAAACUGACAUUGCUUUGCGCAACGAUACUGCAAACCUCGUUAAGGCUGGAUUCAAUGUCUAUGACCGCAUGAAGGGCAAACGUUGGGGAGUCACUGGCGUGGGAUGGGGUAUUAGGAACUCGACCAUGCUGGAGCUUGUCAACCACUUUGAAGAGAACAUCAACCAAUACCGCGAGGCCGAGCCACUCGCUCCUUUGGUUUUCAAUUGGAGCCCGACCUCUCUUGCUGAAUCGGUCACCAGGCAUGUACCUCUGAGAGACGACUGCACCGGAAAGCCUGGAACGUUAUAUGCAUAUGAGGAAAACUGCCCCCCUGAGCUGUGUGAGAAAACCACUGUGGUUACCUCUGGUAGCCUCGAGGAACUUCUUCAGGGGAUCCCCCAGUGA
Molecule: messenger RNA, 492 nt
Organism: Colletotrichum aenigma
Lineage: Eukaryota; Fungi; Ascomycota; Sordariomycetes; Glomerellales; Glomerellaceae
Exons: 6
Coding region: 1-492 (163 amino acids)
Source: RefSeq, a predicted model, not a curated record